Messenger RNA from Camellia sinensis, 1547 nucleotides. Its product is annotated as growth-regulating factor 3. Gene Ontology annotation, biological process: DNA-templated transcription; developmental process; regulation of DNA-templated transcription. NCBI's taxonomy places the organism in Eukaryota, Viridiplantae, Streptophyta, Magnoliopsida, Ericales, Theaceae. Gene Ontology annotation, cellular component: nucleus. The record is from RefSeq and is a predicted model, not a curated record. Gene Ontology annotation, molecular function: ATP binding.
AUAAAAAACCAUUUCUCUUUAAUGUUAAACACAUAAUAAGCAAAAUGCUAUAACUAAAGAUUACAGAAACCCUCUCAGUUCCACUGUACUUCCACUUUUUCCCAGCUUCUGCUCUGCGCACACAACCAUGGCCAAACCCUACACCUGUCCUCCCCAAGCUUUUUACUGGAAGUGAAUCAACCUUUUUAGAGGCUUUAGUUGGGAGAAGAAGAGGAAGAUUGAGUGAGUGCUGUGAAAUGAGUGGUGCGUCAUCGUCCGUGGCGGCGGCGGCAGGGGUGGGGAUACGGCCUCCGUUCACGGCGGCGCAGUGGCAGGAGCUGGAGCAUCAAGCUCUGAUUUACAAAUACCUACUCGCCGGACUACCUGUUCCUCCAGACCUCCUCAUCCCCAUUCGUCGUAGCCUCGAAUCUAUUUCUGCUAGGUUCCUUCACCACUCCAGCUUAGGCUAUUGUUCCUAUUAUGGGAAGAAAAUAGACCCGGAGCCAGGUAGGUGCCGGAGGACGGAUGGAAAGAAGUGGAGGUGCUCUAAAGAUGCAUAUGUGGACUCCAAAUACUGUGAGCGGCACAUGAACCGAGGCCGCAACCGUUCAAGAAAGCCUGUGGAAUCUCAAUCUACCUCUCAGUCAUUGUCAACUGUGGUAUCACACAGUGCUACUGGGAGUAGUAGUGGGUGUGGUAGCUUCCAAAACCUGCCUUUGCACUCCAUUGUUAAUAAUGAGAGCUCGUUGCUUGCAAGCAAUACAUCAACGUUGCAGAGGGAGCCUGUCUCGUAUGGGAUCAAUGACAAAGAGUACAGGUAUACCCACGAAGUGAAUCCUGAAGUAGAUCAACUAAAUUUUCAUCCAGAAGGUUCACGAAGUGUCCAGGUCCUUGGCAUAGACCGUAAUGUAGACAACACAUGGCAUCCCAUGCCAUCAUGUGUUCAGGUAGACCCCUCUCCAAAUCCAAGUUAUGGUGCUUAUUUGCAAAGCAACUCCUGUCAACCACACAUGCUACAGGAUUUUGAAUCGAUGAGCAAUGCUGCAAUGUCAAGACAGCGGCAACAAUAUUGCUUCUUUGGCAGCGAGUUUGGUUCACCCGGUCCCGUGAAACAGGAGAGCCAUGCUGUAAGACCUUUCUUGGAUGAUUGGCCUAAAGCAAGAGAUUCAUGGACCGAUCCUGAUGAUCAGAGAUAUGACAAGAGUACAUUCUCCACCACUCAGCUAUCAAUCUCUGUUCCAAUACCUCUGUCUGAAAUCUCUGACAGGAGUCCUCAUUCCCCAAAUGAUGCUUAAAGAAGCUGACAACAGUAAUCCCUCUGGGAUGUGGGAUGUCUUAUGAAUUUACUUGUGUACUUUCGAGAAGGUACUUUGCUGCCUUCUUUCGGAACUUACAUAUCCUUUGUGUUAAACUUUGGGUUGACUAGCAUAGUUACGGUGGUUGGUCUGUAAUAUUUGCUGGAACUGUUUGUGUUCAAAACAUAUGCCUGCUUUUAGUCUUCUAUCUAGGAUAGAGGCAGUAUAUUUGAAGGCAUCCAAAAUAAUAAGUCAUGUUUUGCUUCUGAAAUC